Molecule: messenger RNA, 1125 nt
Organism: Zophobas morio
Lineage: Eukaryota; Metazoa; Arthropoda; Insecta; Coleoptera; Tenebrionidae
Product: angiopoietin-related protein 1-like
Exons: 4
Coding region: 7-915 (302 amino acids)
Source: RefSeq, a predicted model, not a curated record
UAAACAAUGCCGUCGAGGAUACUGAUCUUACUUUUGGCACUUUUUGUCCUCAACAGCACAAUUGCACGAAAUUCUGACGACUCCAGGUUCUGGGUUGACUCCACAUCACAAUCGCCUCCCGAAAACCAAAAUAUCAACAACGUUUGUGUGACAGGCCUGAAAGAUAAACUAAAAGUUCACGAUGCCCAGCUUAUGGAACUGAAGAGCCAGCUACAAGCAACAAAAGACGAACUGCUUGCCUUAACCGAAAGACUCCCAGAGCAGAAGAUUUUUUCUCCCCAGGACUGUCAAGAGGUGCUGCGACGCGGCCACAAAGCUUCCGGUAUGUACAAAAUUAAACCUAAAUACUCUCCGGAGGAGUUCUGGGCAUGGUGCGACUUGACGACAAGUGGGGGCGGCUGGACUCACGUUCUCAACAGGUUCGACGGCUCAGUAGAUUUUUUGCGAAACUGGACCGACUAUAAGAUGGGAUUUGGUGAUCUUUCGGGAGAGUUUUGGUUGGGCUUGGAAUAUUUGUACCAUUUAACAGGUAGUAAACAGAAUGAAUUAUUGUUCGAACUUGUGGAUUGGGAUAUGACGAAAAUUAACGCAGGGUAUAACAAGUUCAUAAUUGGGAAUGAAGGUGAAGGAUAUGAACUCAAAUCGGUAGGAAAAUUUCCAUAUGGUACAGAUGAUUCUAUGUCACAACAUGUAAAUAUGAAAUUUUCAACCCCAGAUAAAGACCAAAGUCCUGGAAAGUGCGCUUUGGCUUUUAAAGCCUCAUGGUGGCAUAAGAAUUGCUUUGACAGUCAACUCACAGGCGUGUAUGCCGACCGAGGUCUAGGUAAAAAUAACCAAAACAUAUACUGGAAUUCAUUCCAUGCAGCCCCGUACAGUCUGAAGCAAAUUCGAAUGAUGAUCCGACCUGUAGACUGACAGAUCUGGGAUACAGUGGGGCUCAUUUUACUCAAAAAUAUAUCUUUAUCACUUCGUCACUUCAAUAUAAAUAAAACUUUUUAAUAUUUUGUAGCGCUUUUGAGUUGUAGUUGAACCGUUUUAUGUUGAAAAUAUUGUAUCAGUUUGGUUUAACUUCGCGUCUACAUUAUUUGUGAGCCAUUUUUACAAAUAAAAUUAUGGGACACCGAG